This is a messenger RNA of Nematolebias whitei (Rio pearlfish), 2379 nucleotides long. It is a transcript of the gene tbx2b, whose product is annotated as T-box transcription factor 2b. Bases 1 to 1467 code for a protein of 488 amino acids. Gene Ontology annotation, cellular component: nucleus. NCBI's taxonomy places the organism in Eukaryota, Metazoa, Chordata, Actinopteri, Cyprinodontiformes, Rivulidae. Gene Ontology annotation, molecular function: DNA-binding transcription factor activity, RNA polymerase II-specific; RNA polymerase II cis-regulatory region sequence-specific DNA binding. The record is from RefSeq and is a predicted model, not a curated record. Gene Ontology annotation, biological process: positive regulation of DNA-templated transcription; cell fate specification; regulation of transcription by RNA polymerase II. The transcript is spliced from 6 exons.
AUGAAUAACUCCUUCCUUAUUUUGUUGGCUAAGUACUGCCCCUACACCCACACUAGACGCAUCUACCUCAACGAUAAAUGGUACCUCUGGACCAUCCUGAACUCCAUGCACAAGUACCAGCCCAGGUUCCACAUAGUCCGAGCCAACGACAUCCUGAAGCUCCCCUACAGCACCUUCAGGACCUACGUGUUCCCGGAGACAGAGUUCGUGGCUGUGACUGCAUACCAGAACGACAAGAUCACGCAGCUGAAGAUCGACAACAACCCGUUCGCCAAAGGAUUCAGAGACACCGGAAACGGCCGCAGGGAGAAAAGGAAGCAGCUGAGCAUGCCGUCGCUGCGGAUGUUCGAGGACCAGGCCAAGGCGGACCGGGACGGCGCGGACUCGGACGCCUCCUCCAGCGAGCCUCCGGCCGGCAGGGACGCGCUGCACUCCCCGCUGGACGCGGGUUCGAGCCCGCUGAGGUUCAGCAGGCCCAGCCGAGAAGAGAAAACGGACAGUGAGCAGGAGCUGGAGCCCCCUGAUGGUUCCAGCAGCCCCAGGACGGAGCCCGUGUCCCCCUACAGUUCCAGGUGUGAGGAGCGGGCGAGGGACCGGCCCCCCGGGGAGAAGGACGACGCCAUCUUCUGUAUAAAGAGCUCAGAGAAGGACAAAGUGGAGAGCAGGCACAGGAAAGACACCACAGACCUGUUGACGAAGAAGUCGGAUGCUGCUGGUGCCUCUAAAGAAUCCUUCUCCCCCCUGGUGGUCCAAACCGAGAGCCCCCCUCACUUCAGCCCCGGUCACUUACAGAGCUUGGCUCUGUCGGGCCUGCACAGUCAGCAGUUCUUUAGUCCUCUAAACGCUGGAUCGCCACUUUUGUUCCACCCAGGACAGUUCGCCGUGGCCCCCGGAGCCUUUUCUGCCAUGGGCAUGGGGCACCUGCUGGCCUCGGUGUCAGGAGCCGGGGGGUUGGAGAACGGGAGCCUGUCGGCCCAGGGUGCAGGAGGAAGUCCCGGCCCCUUCCCCUUCCAUCUCUCUCAGCACAUGCUCGCCUCCCAGGGCAUCCCCAUGCCUACGUUUGGGGGUCUUUUCCCGUACCCCUACACGUACAUGGCAGCUGCAGCCGCUGCAGCCUCGGCUCUCCCUGCGAGCAGCACCUCCAGGAAUCCCUUCCUGGGCUCGUCCCGGCCCCGCCUGCGCUUCAACCCCUACCAGCUGCCCGUGUCUCUGCCUCAGAGCUCCGGCCUGCUCAGCACCAGCCUGCCCGGGGGCCUCAACCUGAGCUCAGAGGCCUCCAAACCCGGCAGCAGGGAGAGCAGCCCGGCCCCAGAGCACCGCCCCAAGACGGGGGGAGCGAGCGAACACGCUGCGUCUCCCAAAACCUCCAUGAAGGACUCUGUGAACGAGCUGCAGAGCAUCCAGAGACUGGUGAGCGGCCUGGAGGGCCACAGGGAGCCCCCCUCAGGUGCAGAUUCUCCCAAGUGAUCAGGAUGUGGACCUGGCUUCAAGACCAGGGGACUGUAGGUGCAAAUGUCCUAACUGGGGGGGCGGGGUGUUUUGGCCAAUGAGUGUCAAAAAGACGAUUCCACACUCUGAGCAAAGCUGCAGGUAGACAGAACUGUGCGAGUGUGUGAAAGACCCACGUUUCCUGCAGAGCUCUGCAGCAGCGACGCUUCGGUUCAUUUACUGAGGUCAAAUUAGAACAAGUCCAAAUGUGCAAAACAUAAAUAAACAGGUAAACAACAAAACAAUAAAUAUGUGUAAAAGAUAUUUGAUGUAAAAAAUCCAACCACUUGAGUUCAAGUAUGUGAAAUAGUUAAACGACACUAAACAAAUUAAAUUUAUCAGAUGGUAGGGGUGAACCACAAGGAGCCUGCUGGGGCCCCUCUGCUUUGUUUGAGCAUCCGACCCUGUUUUGUUUUGUUUAGUUUUAUUUUAUUAUAUUUUAUUUUAUAUGAAGCCGAGCCUUGAACAGGAGCCGACAGGUCUGAUUAUUUCAAAAAGGGACAGAAGGUGAAAACUGCAAGAACAGACUUUUUUCAUUUCAUGCCAGAAAUAUUCUUUUAUUUAUGUAAUUGAAAUGUUCUGUAAAUAAAGCUAAGAUGAAGAAUAUGCAAUUGGUAUUAAUUUAUUCUAAACUGUACAUUAGCAUGUAAAUAUAUAUUUUAAAAUAGUUUUUUUUGUCCCCGCCCCGACAACCCCCCAUGUUUCACAAAACAAACUGUACAACGACACCAGUUGGCUCUUGUGGCUGAUUUUUUAUUUUUAGGAGACGAGUGGAGAAAAAGUUCAGCUCAGGUCAUUUUAGUGCAGAGCCGUUAGAAACGUGUUUAAAGAUGGAGUGUUCUGUUUGUACGAGUGUUUUCUUUUCUGCAGGGGGGGUCGUCACAUUUUCAA